This is a messenger RNA of Parasteatoda tepidariorum (common house spider), 1203 nucleotides long. Its product is annotated as glutamate receptor ionotropic, kainate glr-3-like. NCBI's taxonomy places the organism in Eukaryota, Metazoa, Arthropoda, Arachnida, Araneae, Theridiidae. Gene Ontology annotation, molecular function: ligand-gated monoatomic ion channel activity. Gene Ontology annotation, cellular component: membrane. The record is from RefSeq and is a predicted model, not a curated record.
AUGAAAGUUAUUGCGGCAAUAAAUCCUCUACAUCAUGUAAUAGAAAUUAAAGGGAAUGAAACCAAUGGAUUUUCUCUACUUGGAGUUGAUGGCAGACUUUUAAAAAUUAUCUCAGAUGUGUUAAAAUUCAAUCUAAGCUUUGUGUCACCCAUAGACGGUGAAUGGGGAACACAAACGUCGAAUGGAAGCUGGUCAGGUUUAAUUGGAAUGCUGCAGAGAAAUGAAGCCGACAUUGCCAUGGCAUUCUUAAAGAUAUCGGAGGACUAUCUGACAGUUGCUGAUGCCAGUACCCCUUAUAUGCACCAACCAGUAAAAUUUAUAGUUGGUAAACCUAAAGCACAAUCAACUUCAGUAGCAUUCCUAAAAACCUUUGAUGUUGCCGUUUGGAUUGGAGUUGGAGUAGCACUGCUAUUUUUACUAUUUAUUUUCAAAAUUUUGUUUGACGAAUCUUUUGGAAAUACGCUUUUACAAUUUGUUGGAAAUUUGUUAAAGCAACCUACCACGAUACCAAUCACAUCAAAACCACGUGCACUGCUUUUGGGGUUUUGGUGGUUCUCUGCAUUAGUGAUAUCGUUCUCAUACUCAGCUGCUGUGCUGUCUUUUCUUUCCUAUCCAAUGGACGAGAAAGCCAUACGGAAUUUUGAGGAUCUGUCGAAGGCCGUGGAGAAGGGGACACAUAGAUGUUUAACGUUACGAGGUUCAAACCUUGAUGGCGUUUUGAAGUCAGAGAAAAAUGUUCACUUACGAAAUUUGGGUAAGACGAUAGAGCAGAAUGGAUGGUAUUUUAACAUUGGCGAGAGACUAAUAGAAAAAGAAUUUAGUGAUGCUGCAAUAAUGGAUUUGAAAUUCAUGCUGGAUGUAAACUACGGGUAUCUUGAGAGGGAUUUUACUUCAAUGUCUAUGGAUGGUCUGGAGUCUGGUUUUACUGCAAUGUCUAUCACUAAGAGGUUUUGUUGCAAAAAUGCUAUAAAUACCGUGUUAUCAAGAGUUCAAUGCUCAGGCAUUUUUGAUAAAAUUACUAGAGAUGAGUUGGUUACAAACUGGAUUUUGAAAAGUAACGGUACAUACGUGAAACCUGAAGCAGGCGCUCUUACACUAGAUGAUGUGCGUGGUCCUUUUCUGAUUUUGCUUGGUGGAUAUACUAUUGCAAUAUUUUGUUUAUUUGCAGAAAGAUUACAUUACAUUACUCAUGCGUUAUGUUAA